CUAAACUGUUUUCUAUUUGUUUGUUUUGUUGUAGGUGGUAAAGAAAUUGUCUGGGGAGGGCAAGGGCUCGGCCGAGUGGUUCACCAGCAUCGGGAACGAGUACUCCCAGAUCGUGUCCUUUGUUCUCACCUGUGAGGAGUCUGUGGAAAAGCUGGGGCCCAUGUGCCGUGGCGUGAUGAAGCGGUUUCGGCUCGCCAAUCAACCUGUACCCAAGAUCCUUUACAUCGACCGGGGAUGCUGCAAGGCACAGGGUCCGACGGCCAUGGAGACGCUCUUCCAGCCUUGGGUGGAUGACGGGAUGGUGGUGAGGCUGGACAUUUUCCACUGGCUCCAUCGCUUUGAUGCUGCUCUGCGGACCGAAGCCCGCUCGAAGUACGGCGCCUUCAAGUCUGCGUUGGUCGGGGCAGUGCUGGCCUAUAACCGCGAGGACCUCCAGCUCCUCAUCAAGGCUGUCAGGGCCAGAGACCCUGCCAUAAUGGAGGUGGUGAGUGACGAGGAUGUGGUCCGGCGUUACAUCUCCCGAGACCGGCUUAAACAUCAUGUCCGUCGUGUCACCCUCAGUGCCCAGGAGACAUUUCGUCUUGUCCACCUGGUAAUCGAAGAGCUCAAGGGUCCAGCAGGGCUCGACGAGAGCGGUGUCAGCCUCUUCAAGUCCCCUGCAGCCAUAGAUGAGAUGUGGGCCAGCCAGCAGCGACACCUGGAAUGCAUCCAGGACCCACCAGGCAUGGCCAUGUACCGGGUUGCCCGCACAACGACCAUCAACGGUGUGGACCUGCCCUAUUACAAGUGCCUGCGUGGGAGUAACAGCCUGGAGGGGUUCCACAAGUCGCUGCCCCAAAUGAUUCCAGGUCCCCACUGUGCGGCACGGCCUUACCAGGUCUACCUCAUCAGUGGUAUCGCCAGGUGGAACUCCGACCGCAGCUCGGAUGCCGUGUUUGGGGGCGGAGGCCGGCACCACAGAGUCUACUCAGCGCCGCUCAUUGAUCGCCUCAACUCCCGCUGCCAGCUGCUGUUUGGUGAGACAGUAGAAGAAAACUUCAGGGCCCCGGCCAACAUCCAGUCUGACGAGCUGCUUGGGCUCGAGUAUCUUUUCAGCCAGAGCACGGGGGAGUCCUUCUCUCUUGAGGGCAUCAUCAAUGACGGUCCUGGGCCGGAGGAGGAGGUCAUUCAGCCUGGGCAGGCCGACCCAGACGCCGAAGCAGAUGAGGCAUACCACAGCGACACGGAACAUCCUGCUGCUGAGCCUCGCAUUACACUUAUCAGCAGUGAGACUGCUACGGUCAACCCUCCUGCCUUUGAGGAUGUCUGCAGUGAAAAUCCUCUGCCGGGGUUUCAGAAGCUGGAGGAAUUCUGUACUGUGUUGGUGGAGGUCGGCUUGACAGACCAGAAGCUGCUCCUCAACACUGCACAGAGGAACAGGGUCCUCGAUGCCUGGAAUGCGGUGGAGGAACAUGACAAGCAGCCACAGAAGUACCACCAGCUGUACCGCACACACUGGGGAAACACCCUGUACUGCAGAACCAAAAGGGAUGACCUUGCAGAUGCCGCCGUGGUACAGAAAGUUAAGAUGGCCAAAAGGUACGCACCAGCACAGCAGGACAUCAGCCCGCAGCACAACCGGCUAAUGUAUGUGCUUGUCAAGCUGCUGUGGCUGCACUCCCCUAAGGCCUCUUGUUCCAGCCCCGAGAAGACCAGCAUCCUUAAGGCCUAUGACAGGAUCCAGCACCGGGUCUUGGUGGAUGACCCAAUCCUGUGCAAGGCAGGCAUCCCUCUCCCUAAAAUAAACACGAAAACAGUGAGGGACUUCAUCCGCCAGCAGGAGAGGCUGGUGAACCUGCACGCCACCAGGCGGCCAGCGGUCAUCUCCAAGACCACCUCUGUAUCAUCUGAAGAGCUGCCUCCUGCACCGUGCCAACCUGCCGUCCUCCCUCCACCUGACUACCCCGUGAUGGAGUACAUCCCCACGCCCAGCACAGCCGGCACAAAGGUGUUGAAGGGACGGACCAACAUGCUGGUGGCGACGCCACAGCCUCCUCCACAGCUUCCUCCUCAGCCACCAUUGCCUCUGCCGGUAAGGAGAAUCCCCGCCCCCUCCACCAUCACCAAGCCUGUUCUGCCCUUUGUCUCCCAGUAUGCGGGCCCCUCAUCCACGCAGGCGCCAAUCCCGGUCGCUUCACCUGUGCCCAUCAGACCAGCUGUUCAGCUGACCUCUGGACAGAACACUGUUGUAGGAUCAUCGUGGUCUCGAUCCACACAGUAUAAGAGGAAGCUGGCAGACCACCCCACAGAGCUGGGCGUUAAGCUGAUGAGGGUGCAGCAUCUCCCGACCUGUAAGGCUUGUGGGCAUACAAUCCAGGGACACAAAAAGUACAAAAAGAAGACAUAUUGCCCUGCGAUUAACCGCUCUGCUUCCAAGGGACUGGAGAACAGAGAAUUUAGAAACUAUGAACAUUUUGUCUCUGUUGUGGACGGACUGGAGGAGUGAACGGCUGGCCCGUUGUAAAUAGUGUAUAUAGUUCUUGUGUUCAAGUUUUACUGUUCUACGUUUUGUGUGUUUUUUACAUGGCACUAUUGGUUCUCUGCACUGUUGCUCUAUUUCAUGCACGUUAUGAAGAAUUGUUCUGUAUGUUCUGGUCUUACAAUUGCCUUUUAACACGGCACAAUUGGUUCUCUGAACUGUUGCCCUAUUUCAUGCAUAUUAUGAAGAAUUGUUCUGUAUGUUCUGGUCUUACAAUUGCCUUUUAACACGGCACAAUUGGUUCUCUGAACUGUUGCCCUAUUUCAUGCACGUUAUGAAGAAUUGUUCUGUAUGUUCUGGUCUUACAAUUGCCUUUUAAAACAGCACCAUUGGUUCUCUGAACUGUUGCUCUACUUCAUGC
Molecule: messenger RNA, 2879 nt
Organism: Misgurnus anguillicaudatus (oriental weatherfish)
Lineage: Eukaryota; Metazoa; Chordata; Actinopteri; Cypriniformes; Cobitidae
Source: RefSeq, a predicted model, not a curated record